AUUCUGUCCAUUGAUUGACUGGUCGAUUGAUUGAUUGAUUGAUUCAUGUGCACAGGAACAUUUCAAACAAUUCCCCUUGACUAUGCUCAUCCAACUCGACUUGAACAUGUUCUUUGUACUACUGUGCAUGCAUGAUCCCGGAACACCGUCAACCCCAAUAACCUCCAAACCGGUUUGUUCGGUGAGAUGCUGCACUCUUGUUGUGUAGCUUCCACCUUGCAGCACUUCUAACCCUCCAUCGUCCCGACCAUCACUAAGCUAGACUGAGUAGUUUGUGAUCGCUUCGUCUUCCAACCAGCCACCCUUCCCUCCCCCCUCACCCGCCCCGACCCGCUUGCUAGCCCAUAUUGCAUUUGUAUUCUACCGUCUGCUCUUCACCGCGCAUCUCUUCGUUUGCUUUCGUUCAGCUGCUGUCUCCAUGCUCAUCGACAAUUCUCGUCUCCACCUGCAUUUGUCAGGUGCAUACCAAGAUACGGGCUAGUGCUUGGGAACAGAACAUCUGCACCAUCGGUACCAUCGACAGCGAGACAUGUAUCAUGGCGCCCUUCUGAUGUUGUUUCUGGUGCUUGGUUUACCCGCUUCCGCCAUGGCGUCCCAGAUUGCUGGGUCCGCCCCAUACUACGUCAACACCACCACCCCUCCGUCUAUUACCGCCCCUAUAUCCAUCACUCGCUCCAGUCAACUGCAAUAUCCUACGAAUAUCAUUCCGAGUAGCUCGUUGCAAUCACCCGACAAUGCUACGCUCAGCAGCAGCAAUGCGACAAGCAUUACUCAUCACAAUGUUUCGUGUACGGUCAAUAUACCGAGUGCGAAUGUUUAUUGGUGGUUUGCUGCAACCUACGAGCUUGUCAUCGGUACCAUGACGACAAAGGCUCCAGGUUUUGUGAACCCCGGGGGCUACUUGACCAUGAUUCCUAACAACGCUACCUUUGAUGCAGCGGCAACCAUCUCGGGCCAGCGUGCCCUCACUGAAACCUCGACUUGGGAUUCUGAAUGGGAAAUGUACUGGACCUUUUUCGAUCCCUAUCCUGUCACUCCCACUGCUGCCGUCUCCUCCAUCGUUACUCGUAAUACACCAGCGCCUCUACCAUCUGGCAACAUUAUCCCGCAAAAAGACUGGCCGCUUUAUACUCACGAUCCUGCGCACCAGCUCCCUGCAUCAGUGUCCAUCGCUUCUAUCGCAAACUCCACCCUUGCCAUCACUUCAGCCACCCCUUUCGUUCGCUUAGCCUCGUACGAGGUGGUUUCUACUGUCGAUGGGGCUAUGUUUACUUCCACGGUGAAACUCAGCCAGCCUUCUGCAUUUGAUUAUGCUGUUGAUGGCGUGGAGAGUUCUGCGUCGGCGCAAGGCAUCGUUCCGAGCGCUUUCAUGCAGGAUAUCGCCCAGACUUCGUGUAAACCAGGUGUUAUUUAUGCAACCGUGACGGUUCUGAUCGUCAUAGAUAUCAGUUAUGUCAAUGUCCCUCGCUUCCUACCACUUCUCGUUCACCUCGAGUCUUCGGCCUCGGGAUUUGAAUCUGACUCUCCAGUCAAUAUCCAAGCUACAUCCAAGGGUGUACCGUUCACUGUCAGUUGGGAUUUCCCCAGUUCCGGGGGGAUUGGGAGAGGAGCGGGGGGAGAGCCAUCCACCCAUCUUCCAGAUCCGCAAUCCGCAUCAGAAGCACAUGCAUCUUCACCAGGAGCUCAAAACCCCGUCCCUGCUACUGUCUCGGCUACAGAUCGAUUGGCUGGCGAUAGCUUCGUGGGUGGUCUCCAACCCACGCCGCAUACUGUCGGUUUGAUCGGAAAAAGCCCGGUGAUAGUGGCGCCGUCGUCAGUUGUCAUCAUUGGAACAAACACCUUGAGUCCCGGUUCCAUCAUGAGCGUCGAUGGAACUGCAAUAUCCUUGUUACCCUCAGCAACAGCCUUGGCCAUUGGAGAUAUCACGUCUAGACUACCGCUGAUGGCCAACCCCGGUUCUUCUACCAUCAGUGUGGGCAACAUUUUGGGUAAUCCAAUCAUGUUAAAUCCAUCCUCUGAAAUAGUUAUUGCUGGACAGACCCUCUUACCUGGCGCGCCAUCCCUGACACUUGGUGGGAAUCCAAUCUCGUUGGCUCCUUCAGCAACCGCCCUUAUUAUAAGAGACAAAACAUCUGCUCUUCCCAGCGUUCUGUUUCCUGGCGUCAACGCUCAAGCGCAUACUGCUGCCAUUCCGUUGCUCACCAUAGGAUCGUCGGUAUACACAGCAAAUGCUGCCACACAAUAUUACCUGGGCCCUGGCCAGAUUUUGGAACCUGGUGGUACUGCGGUUGGCUUCAGAGGUACUAUGGUCAGUUUGGCACCAUCGGCGUCUUUUGUGGUAAUUGGUGAUCAGACGCAGGCACUUCCCACCUUCAUGCCUGCGUCCCCUACAGCUCGGCAGGAGAUUAUUGUUGCUGGCUCUACCAUAACAGCUAUCAGUUCCAUUGUCGCCCAGAACUCGAAUCCUGAGAAGCAAGAUGGCCAAGCUGCUAAGCCUGUAUUCGUAAUUGGUGGGCAGACUCUAGCACCGGGGCACGAUGUAACUGUCGCUGGCACAACCAUCUCUUUGGGGGAUUCUGGAUCUGUUGUGGUGAUCAAUGGUAUAACAUCAACGUUCCCGGCCAACGCGGCACCCAGCACUGCCCCACCUUUGACUGUCGGCCAGCGUGUUCUCGAGCCCGUUCUGAAUGAAAAGAUAAUAUAUGACAUCCACGGCAUUCCUCUCACCCCUGGUGGUCUCGUUACUGUUUCUGGGGCUGUUAUAUCGCUCUCUCCAGAUGCUACGACACUGGCUGUUGAUGGCGUUACCACCACUAUCUCCCAUUCACAGGCCAUUACCAUUGUUUCUGGUGUAUACAGUGCUGUCUCUCGGCCCGAAACGCUAUACAAAAUUGGAAACCAAGUGUUGACGCCUGGUGGAAGCAUCAUCAUGGAAGGUACCACCAUCUCACUCGCACCUAUGGCUACGGCACUCGUUGUAAACGGCGUGACCACCUCAUUGACAACCCCCUCCAAGUCCCAACCAGCUCCCACCAAUCCACCAAUACUCACCAUUGGCACUCAGACUUAUACCGCCAUGACUGGAAUAGGAACCACAUUUAUGAUAGGCGGACAGGUCCUGACCCCUGGAGGAGCUAUCACUCAAAAUGGAACUACGAUCAGCCUAGCCCCCGGAGCCACGAAACUCGUGUAUGGCAGCGCAGGGAAGAGCAUAACUGAAAUACUAUUUCCUGCCACUACCACACGGGGAAGUGGAGCUCAAGUGUCCACGGGUGGCGAUGCAACUGCAGGGAAGACCCAGAAUAUUGGACAAGCAACUGCCACUAGUACUACAAGAAGCUUCGCGCAGAGUCGAUUAGCACCUUGUUUGAGGCUCUUACUCUUCUCUUUUACGGCGGCCCUGAUCGGUAUCAUCGCAUAG
Molecule: messenger RNA, 3421 nt
Organism: Periconia digitata
Lineage: Eukaryota; Fungi; Ascomycota; Dothideomycetes; Pleosporales; Periconiaceae
Source: the annotation of a GenBank genome assembly